AUGGCUAUCACCCCUGAAAACACCUCUGAAGCAAGCACUGGUAAUGAAACCCAUAGGAUAGUCGACCAGACCAGUCCUUAUUUUCUCCAUGCAUCAGACUCACCUGGUAUGACCCUUGUUUUGACUCCCUUUGAUGGAUCUGGAUAUGGUGCAUGGAGGAGAUCUGCGCUCAUUGCACUGUCAUCCAAGAACAAACUCAGCUAUAUUGAAGCUUCUUCUGUCACACCUAGUUCUCAAUCUGCUGAAUACAAGAUGUGGAGUAGGUGCAAUGACAUGGUAACUUCCUGGCUGCUCAACUCUCUCUCAAAAGAGAUAGCAGGAAAUUUAGUUCAGGGGUCACUGGAUAUUGCUGCAUACUAUACCAAAAUGAAAAAGAUCUGGGACGAUCUUGACACUUUAUACACAAAGGUGACAUGCUCUUAUGCUUGUGACUGUGGAGGAAAGGAUAAAAUGAACAAGUCCCUGCAGGAUGAGAGGUUGGUACAGUUUCUUAUGGGUUUGAAUGAGGUGUAUGCACCAGGUAGGAGCAAUAUUCUGAUGAUGUCACCUCUCUCUAGUGUGAAUCUUGCUUACUCACUUUUAAUGCAAGAUGAGAAGCAAAGCGAGAGUUACAUGAAUACCAAUUUUCCUGGGGGUUCUAGUUCUUUUCUUGCUACUCAACACUACCCUGUGGGACAAAGGUCAUCUUCUGCUGAUUCUAAGGGUAAGAAAAUGGAGCUUGUGUGCUCAAAUUGUAAGAAACUGGGGCACACUGUUGACAAAUGCUUCAGGAUCAUUGGGUUUCCAGCUAACUUUAAGUUUACUAAGAACAAAUCACAAUCUGUGAGGAGCAAUGCAGCAACAUCAAGUGCAACAACUAAAAACAGGGCAUUCACUCAAGACCAAAAAAUGCAAAUGAUGCAGAUGUUUCAGAGUAUGCAGGGUAUGACUCAAGAAGUCACACCAUCAGAUACACAUGCAAAUGUUGUGCAUUGUGCUAGUAACAUUUUCAAUAAUCCUCUAUCUUAUUUCUCUUUUAUCAAUUCUAGUUCUUGGAUCAUUGAUUCAGAGGCUUCUGAACACAUGUCCUUUCACCCUAGAUUUUUCACUACUUUAUCUCCCUUACUCUCACGUGUGUUUAUCAACUUACCAAAUUCUUUUAGGGUAAAAGUUACUCAUGCAAGGACUGUCACGCUUUUUCCAGACUUAAUUAUAAAAAAUGUUCUUCUAGUCCCAUCUUUCAGAAUUAAUCUCAUCUCUGUGCAGAAAUUUUGCAAGCAGUUAUCCUGUAUUCUAAGUUUUUCCUCUUCUUUAUGUUUUAUGCAGGACCCUUCAGUGAAGAUCCCUGUGGUUCUCGGUGAAGCAUGA
Lycium barbarum (goji berry) is the source of this 1347-nucleotide messenger RNA. RefSeq lists its product as uncharacterized. The record is from RefSeq and is a predicted model, not a curated record. NCBI's taxonomy places the organism in Eukaryota, Viridiplantae, Streptophyta, Magnoliopsida, Solanales, Solanaceae. Bases 1 to 1347 code for a protein of 448 amino acids. The transcript has 2 exons.